UAAUCGAUCGGACCAACAGAUCAGACUGUUGAGGUAAAGCGCAUGCGAUUUGUUUUACUGCUAAACCAGUCUGAUACUUAAUACUGCACUUUGUAUUAUUGUAAAGUUUGAAUAGGUUAAGCUGUGUUUUAAAUAAAACAAAAAUGUCGUCAAGAGAAGACAUGAUAGCCCGUGCCAAACUGUCAGAACAGGCACAACGUUAUAAUGAGAUGGCCGCAGCCAUGAAAGUCGUUGUCGAAAUGGGCUCGGAGCUGAGCAACGACGAAAGAAACUUGCUGUCAAUCGCGUAUAAACAUACGACGGGUGCGAGGAGACAAUCCUGGCGAGCUAUAUCAAGUGUGGAACAAAAAGUAGAACUGGAGAGCGAAGGCCGAAUAGAAUUAGUGCGUGAUUACAGGGAAAAAAUCGAGGCAGAGCUCGAGGCCAUUUGCCAAGAAAUAAUUCAGCUCAUUGAUUCUCACUUGCUUAAAUCCGCUCAGGAUAAAGACAGCCAAGUGUUUUACUACAAAAUGAAGGGUGACUAUUUCCGCUACAUGUGUGAAAUUUCUUCCAUUCCGGAGAAAAGGAAAAAAGUUGUCUCGGGAGCAAAUAGAGCAUAUAAUGCAGCAAAUACAGAAGCUGAACGGAUGUCAGCAAUUAAUCCUAUAAAGCUGGGUCUUGCGCUUAACCACUCUGUCUUUUUAUAUGAGAUCAAAAACAGCGAAAGAAAGGCAAUUAAUAUUGCCCAAACUGCGUUCGACGAUGCUCUUAAAAAGGUGGAAGAGCUGAGUGCUGACGCAUACAAGGAUUCAACACUGAUUAUGCAACUUAUUAGAGACAACCUUACGCAAUGGAAUUCACCUGAUAAAGUUGUGCAGGAGCUGUUACAGGACACUGAAGAUUAAACCACAUGAUAUGCUACUUUUCGGUGAACACUGUGCAAAGUGUAUUUUAAUGUGAAAAGUAAUUUUGUAAAGCAUUUUUAACACUGUGUAAGCAUAGGUGCAGCUAUUUUAAAGUGAAAAUUUUUUCUGAAAUUGCCAAAAUGAACAGUUAACAGUGAGUGUUUUAAUUAAAAAUUGGCGAAGGAUUAUGAAAAAUUGUUUAAAAUUGCCAAAAUAAAUAUUUAAAAAUGAGUGUUUUUAUUGUGUUGAAGUAUUUAUAUAGAAAACUGUGGUUGUUCUGUUUGUUAUUUGCUAUUUAUUUAAAAACUGUUUUUUGUAG
Messenger RNA from Ciona intestinalis (vase tunicate), 1203 nucleotides. RefSeq names its product 14-3-3 protein gamma-2-like. NCBI's taxonomy places the organism in Eukaryota, Metazoa, Chordata, Ascidiacea, Phlebobranchia, Cionidae. The record is from RefSeq and is a predicted model, not a curated record.